Messenger RNA from Ochlerotatus camptorhynchus, 510 nucleotides. RefSeq names its product larval cuticle protein 65Ag1-like. The coding region runs from base 81 to 392 and encodes 103 amino acids. NCBI's taxonomy places the organism in Eukaryota, Metazoa, Arthropoda, Insecta, Diptera, Culicidae. Gene Ontology annotation, cellular component: chitin-based extracellular matrix. Gene Ontology annotation, molecular function: structural constituent of chitin-based larval cuticle. The transcript has a single exon. The record is from RefSeq and is a predicted model, not a curated record.
AAGGUUCUGGAAUUCAUCAGUCACAUCAUCAACUCUCGCAAAGUAGCAUCCCAAGUGAUCCAAAAGAAAAAGCCCACAAAAUGAAGUUCAUCGUUGCCUUCGCUGCUCUGAUUGCCCUGGCUCUGGCCGCUCCCGUCGAUGAGAAGGACGCUCAGGUUCUGAAGUACGACAGCGAUGUUUCCGCCGAUGGAUACAGCUUCCAGUACGACACCAGCAACGGAAUCCAGGCCCAGGAGAAGGCUGAGCUGAAGAACUUUGGUGAUGAUGUGGUCGCUCUGGUCGUCCGUGGAAGCUACUCGUACACCGCCGCUGACGGACAGGUCUACACCGUGAACUACGUUGCCGAUGAGAACGGUUUCCAGCCAGAAGGUGCCCAUCUGCCCAAGGUAUAAGUCAUCAAUGCAUACACCCGAAGUCAUUCUGUAAAUUAGUGUAGAUAAAACAACCGAACUUCACAAAAAUGUACAAAAUUGUUUCGAAAACCGUUUAAAUAAAUUGUUGCCGCAACCA